AUGUCUGUAUGAAUCGGAUAUCUACCUAGGUAAAUAAGAGGAAUAGCCAGCUGGAGACUAGCCGCUUCAUCUCUAUUUGACAAAAAACUGCUGGUAUGGCUGAAAGGUCUUUAGAACAAGGGUCAGUCUCCAUCCCGAUGGAAGAGACUAAGCGGGCGGGAGGACCCACUUCGGAUGCAGCCAUGCUGACCCACCUUAAGAAAGUGGAGAACCACAUUAAAGAUGCACAAAGGUUCUCACACCUGCCUCAACGCUCGGCUGUAGACCUGGAGUUCACCGAGCUCUCCUACACCAUACAUGAAGGACCCUGCUGGAGGAGAAGAGGUUGCAAGGCACUUCUCAAGUGUUUAUCUGGGAAAUUUUGCAGCCAAGAGCUCAUCGGGAUCAUGGGACCUUCUGGAGCUGGAAAGUCUACCCUCAUGAAUAUUCUCGCUGGAUACAGGGAGACAGGCAUGGAGGGUCAGAUCCUGGUAAAUGGGCGACCUAGGGACCUCCGCACCUUCAGGAAAAUGUCCUGUUACAUCAUGCAGGAUGACAUGCUGUUGCCACACCUCACCACACGAGAGGCCAUGAUGGUUUCAGUCAACCUCAAGCUAAAUGACAGCAUGGAAAGGAAGAAGGAGCUGGUAAAGGAAAUCCUCACAGCUUUAGGCCUGCAGGAGUGCGCCCACACUCGUACUCACGCCCUCUCUGGAGGUCAGCGCAAACGACUUGCCAUUGCUCUUGAGCUGGUCAACAACCCACCAGUCAUGUUCUUUGAUGAGCCAACCAGUGGUCUGGAUAGCGCAUCCUGUUUCCAGGUGGUAUCCCUUAUGAAGUCUCUUGCUCAGGGAGGAAGAACCAUCAUCUGUACCAUUCACCAGCCCAGCGCUAAACUUUUUGAAAAGUUUGACCAGCUGUAUAUUCUGAGUGAGGGACAGUGCAUAUAUAAGGGUACAGUGCCAUACCUCAUCCCAUAUCUGAAGAACCUUGGCCUGCACUGCCCAACUUACCACAAUCCUGCAGAUUUCAUAAUCGAAGUGGCAUCAGGGGAGUAUGGUGAUUUGAAUCCAGUGCUGUUUGAGGCAGUGCAGGAUGGCUUGUGUUCAGACGAGGGCAAGAAGAACUCUAUUGAUAGGAAUGACCCCACGUCGUCCCGUCCCUCUAAGUGUUACAAUGAUUCAGGACACAUUGAGAAACACACGUUUGCUACCAGUACCCUCACACAGUUCUGCAUUCUCUUUAAAAGAACAUUCAUCACUAUAUGCAGAGACACGGUGUUAACCCAUUUGAGAGUGAUGUCACACUUGUGUAUUGGUGUUCUGAUUGGACUUCUGUAUCUAAAUAUCGGCAACGAUGCCAGCAAAGUAUUCAACAACACCGGUUUCCUCUUCUUCUCCAUGCUGUUCCUCAUGUUUGCUGCGCUUAUGCCCACCGUCCUCACAUUUCCUCUGGAGAUGUCAGUGUUUAUGAGAGAGCAUCUGAACUACUGGUACAGUUUAAAGGCGUACUACUUAGCCAAGACGAUGGCUGACAUUCCAUUUCAGAUCAUCUGUCCCAUCAUGUACUGUAGUAUAGUGUACUGGAUGACAGAACAACCUCCAGAAGUUGGCAGGUAUCUGCUCUUUAUGGCUCUGUCUACCUCCACUGCCCUGGUCGCCCAGUCUCUGGGUCUCCUUAUCGGAGCUGCUUCCACCUCCCUACAGGUGGCUACAUUUAUAGGUCCAGUCACAGCCAUUCCAGUCCUGCUUUUCUCUGGCUUCUUUGUCAACUUCGACACGAUCCCCAAAUACCUGCAGUGGAGCUCCUAUGUGUCUUAUGUCAGGUAUGGCUUUGAGGGUGUGAUCCUUUCAAUUUAUGGUAUGAAUCGAUCGGACUUGGAGUGCCCGGGCAUGGUGUGUAAGUUCCAGAAGCCCGAAGAGGUGCUGCAGCUGCUGGAUGUGGAGGAUGCAAAGCUCUACGUGGACUUCAUAGUUCUAGGGGUUUUCUUCCUGCUCCUCCGACUAGCCACUUACCUAGUGCUGCGAUACAAAGUGAAGUCCGAACGUUAGGGCUUGACAUCAGCUCAUGCGCACUAGUUUAUGUUACUGUAAUUCUUUUAGUUUGCACAUACAAAUCGAUAUGCAUUAAUUUAUGACAUGGAGGCAAACCUGUGCAAUAUAAACUGUCAAAUCAUAGAUCA
Trichomycterus rosablanca is the source of this 2161-nucleotide messenger RNA. RefSeq names its product ATP-binding cassette, sub-family G (WHITE), member 4a (gene abcg4a). The transcript has 15 exons. The coding region runs from base 96 to 2030 and encodes 644 amino acids. Gene Ontology annotation, molecular function: ABC-type sterol transporter activity; ATP binding; ATP hydrolysis activity. Gene Ontology annotation, biological process: transmembrane transport; cholesterol homeostasis; cholesterol efflux. The record is from RefSeq and is a predicted model, not a curated record. NCBI's taxonomy places the organism in Eukaryota, Metazoa, Chordata, Actinopteri, Siluriformes, Trichomycteridae. Gene Ontology annotation, cellular component: membrane.